UGCCUUUCCCAGUACUGCGACAUGACGCUCUGCCCGCGGGGGUUAGCUUUGGAUUUCCGAUGUGACCAUAUGGCUCGUGCGUUUCAAGUCUGACAGCCAUAUAAAAUUGCCAUACCAGUACUCUUCUACCCCCCGCAUCUUACAAAAAUGGGUUCUAACGAAGAAAAGGGAACGAAAACAAAGCCUGAUGUCUCCACCGAUGUAGAACCUGCUAGCGAUGCUGCCGGACAGCCUACACUGGCACGUCAGCUGAAGAACCGACAUGUUGCGAUGAUUAGUAUUGGAGGCGUUAUCGGUACCGGAUUGUUUUUGGGAACUGCUACAUCCCUGAAAAAUGGUGGUCCAAUUGGCCUUCUACUGGGUUAUCUGACCCUUGGAACAAUAUGUUGGAGUGUCAUGGUUUCUCUGGGAGAGAUGGUCGCCUACCUACCCAUCCCCGGUGGUCACAUUAAGCUGGCCGAACGAUUUGUGGACCGUGCAUUGAGUUUUGCCAUGGGUUGGAAUUACUGGUAUAACUGGGUCAUCUUCAUGCCUACUGAACUCAGUGCGGCAUCCAUCAUUGUCGGGUACUGGAAUAAUAAUGUCAACACUGCCGUGUGGAUAACAAUUGGAUUGGUUCUUGUCAUCACCAUUAACAUGAUGGGUGCUGGGGCUUACGGCGAAGCAGAAUUUAUCUUUGCAUCCAUCAAGAUCAUUACGAUUACCGGAUUGAUCAUCCUCGGAAUCGUACUUGAUCUUGGAGGUGGUCCGAACCACGAUCGACUUGGGUUCAGAUACUGGAAGAAACCGGGACCAUUUGUUCACUAUGAUAACAUAUCUGGCUCUACAGGCCAGUUCUUAGGAUGGUGGUCUGUGAUGUCACAAGCAGCCUUCGCAUUUGUUGGCACGGAAAUCGUCGCUAUCGCUGCUGGAGAAGCAAAAAACCCAAGACGCAAUUUACCUAAAGCCAUUAAGAGGGUAUACAUCCGUAUUCUUUUGUUCUACAUCGGAGGUACAACCGUCAUCGGACUUCUCGUCCCUUCGAAUGACUCGCGACUUGACUUGAGUGACGGUACUGCCGCUUCUUCGCCUUUCGUCAUCGCCAUAAAGAACGCUGGCAUUGGAGGGCUUCCAUCUGUCAUCAACGCUGCACUUCUGACGUCGGCUUGGUCUGCAGCUUCUAGCGACCUUUACACUAGCUCGCGAGCUCUUUUCGGUCUGGCUGUUGCCGGGAAUGCUCCUAAAAUCUUCAUGCGUACCACCCGCACAGGCUUGCCUUACAUUUCGGUCAUUUUCUGUUCUUUGUUUGGAGCUCUAGCCUAUAUGGCUUCCAGCAAUGGGGCAGGCGAUGUAUUUACGUGGUUCUCCAACAUGACUUCGGUCGCAGGUUUAUUGACUUGGCUUGGAAUCUGUGUAACCUAUAUUCGGUUCUACAGUGGCCUCAAAGCCCAGGGUUAUGACAGAAGCAAAUUGCCGUUCACCGCAAAGUUCCAACCCAUACCUGCGUGGUACGGCCUAAUCGGCUCCUUUGUAAUCUGUUUCUUUAGUGGGUGGAGCGUUUUCCUCAAGGGCCACUGGGCGCAGGAUACUUUCGUGACAAACUACUUCCCCUUGAUGCUCUUCCCCGUCAUGUAUCUCGGCGCUAAGUUCUACUAUAAGCGACCUUGGGUCAGAGCCAAGGAUAUGGACUUCGUUACCAAUAUCGCUGAAAUCGAAGCUGAUACAUAUGACGAACCUCCACCUAAGAACAAAAUCGAAGCCUUCUGGAAAUGGCUUAUGUAAUGUCACAGGUUUCGAGUGCGUUCUGUGACCGUGCAUAUAUUUACGUGACCCCAAUUUCGGUUUUCACCCACAAAAUUGUUCACCAUCUGUAGGCGGAGGUCUAAGGGUAGGAGGAAACGCAGGCCCAGUCAGAUACGAGAAAUAAAUUUUGUGCUUCCAAUUUUGGACAUGCAACUAUACUAUAAUGUCAAAUAUAAUAUUGUAAAUCUCUGACAAAAUGAACGAUGUGAUGGGUUUCAAUACCUUCUUCAUGAUGAUUUAAUAGCGCAAAGCCAA
Messenger RNA from Guyanagaster necrorhizus, 2037 nucleotides. Its product is annotated as amino acid permease. The record is from RefSeq and is a predicted model, not a curated record. Lineage: Eukaryota; Fungi; Basidiomycota; Agaricomycetes; Agaricales; Physalacriaceae. The coding region runs from base 148 to 1761 and encodes 537 amino acids. Gene Ontology annotation, molecular function: amino acid transmembrane transporter activity. Gene Ontology annotation, cellular component: membrane. Gene Ontology annotation, biological process: amino acid transmembrane transport. The transcript has 19 exons.